Acanthamoeba castellanii str. Neff is the source of this 5712-nucleotide messenger RNA. RefSeq names its product serine/threonine kinase. The record is from RefSeq and is a predicted model, not a curated record. Bases 1 to 5712 code for a protein of 1903 amino acids. Gene Ontology annotation, biological process: protein phosphorylation; intracellular signal transduction; cyclic nucleotide biosynthetic process. The transcript has 19 exons. NCBI's taxonomy places the organism in Eukaryota, Discosea, Longamoebia, Acanthamoebidae. Gene Ontology annotation, molecular function: protein kinase activity; ATP binding.
AUGCUGUACGGCGCGGGCUCGUCCAACACCGAGCCUCUGCUGAGCGCCUGGUUUCGCGCGUACCACUUCAUGCGCGACGAUGUUGGGAAGAACCUGUGGCGUGUCCGCAGAUUCAACUACUCGGCCAUCGGCUCAACUGCGGCCCUCGCCCAAUACUCCAAUGGAGCUCUGGACUUCAUGGUGCUGGACCGCGCGAUUCCGACAAACGAGGAGGCGCGAUUGGGCAACCUCGCCCAGUUCCCCUUGGCCGCCCAGGCCAUGGUGCUGGCCUACAACAUCUCCACGCUCGGCCCCCAAGACCCCCACCUGGUCUUGGACCGGGAGACGAUCGGACUCAUAUGGGCGGGGAACAUCGCCACAUGGGACGACCCGAUCAUCAAGCGACUCAACCCGCUGCUGGCCGACAAGCUGCCCGCCGAGCCCAUCAUGCUGGGCUAUUCGGACUCCAACUCGACGCUGUCGGCCAUCGAGAUCUUCAAGCGCGCGCUCGAGAACUUCAGCCCGGAAUUCGCGCGGGCCUUCGCCGAGGCCAAUCGCACGUUCGCCCUCAUGCGCCCUGCGCUCACCGGCACCGCCAUGCCGACGGGCGUGACCUCUGACAACCGAAUCAGCUUUCUCCGGGCCAACCCCAAUUCGAUGACGUUCCUCAACUAUGGGCAAGUGCGGAAGAAGGGCCUGGGGUGGGUCAACAUGAUCAACAGGGCCGGCAACCUGGUCGAGCCCAACGCUACGACGGUCGGGUCGGCGAUGAACGACUUCUCCGACUGGUUUGACGACGGCGAGUUCAACAUCGACAUCUACGACGCCGGCGGUGCCAACUCGUGGCCGUUCUCCUUCAUCUCCUACUUCUCGAUCAACAAGGACGUGCAGACGUUCGACUGCACCAACAUUCAGGAGCAGCUCAACUUCGUCUCCUGGAUCUACACCAAUGACGCUGUGUCGGAGGUGGCGUUGGACGAGGUCGACUUCGUGCCGCUGAACGUCUCGCUGCGCAAGCGGUUGAUCGACCGACUGGUCUCGGUGCAGUGCAACGGCCAGAAGGCGGUCACCACGCCCUACCUCAUUGGCAUCGGCCCGGCGCUGCCGCUCUACACAUCGUGGGCCGUGGCGCAGAGCGGCCUGUCGGCCAAGGUCAAGUACUACGUGUCGACGUCCAAGGAGGCCAAGAAGAACCUGGCCACGGGCGACGAGGACUUUGGCACCACCAACGACGGGCUCUCCGCGCGGUGGCUCGGCGUCAUGGACGACGUGGCCCUCAUGCCCGCGGCCGCCUUUGCAAUAGCCCCAGGGUUGGUGACGGUUUGGUCAGGGUAUCAUCUGCCAGAGGUCGGGAAGGGUCUAGUGCUGGACUUCAACGUGAUUGCAGCGAUCUAUCUCAAUUCGAUUACGAUGUGGAACGACCAGCGCAUCAAGAACCUGAACACGCCAGAGGUGGCCGCCCUCCUACCGGCGCAGCCCAUCAUCGUGAUCACCCAGUCCAUCCAAUCCGCCGUCACACGGCUCUUCACCGCGGUGCUUAGUGCGCGCGUGCCCGAGUUUGCUUCUCUGGUGCGUUCUGCCGCAAAUCAGCCCACCAGCCGAUUUCCUGACAUCGCUUCCCCCGUAGGGUCGGGCAGCAUGGCCGAGUUCCCAGUGCAGUCGGCGGUCAACCGGUCCAUCGUCACGGCGGAUGUCGCCGGAGUGAUUCCCCUAAUGAGUUCCACGCCCUACUCAUUCACAUUCUGGACCAACUACGACCUCAUCAUCACACGAGGGAUCAACCCCGCCGCACUGAUCAAUCCGGCGGGCUUCGCCGUAGCCCCAACGACCAGUUCGGUUAUUAGUGCUCUGGACGACUACGUGGCCGUGGGCUCCCGGAGCAUCUCCUACGACGCCCUCGCGCUCGGUCCGGGCAGGUAUACGUGGCCGCUGGUGACGUUCGGCUCGUUCAUCUAUCGACAAAGCGCGAUGCAGGACUGCGCCAAGGCCGCCGCUCUAGCCGAGUUUCUCUACUGGUCCCAGACUAGCUCCGCGGCCGAACAGAUCGCCAGCAGGUUGCGCGAACUUAUCGAUAGCCACAGUGAUCAGCAAGGAUUCGUGUUGGCGACAUCGGUCGACAUUCUGCGGCGCCACUUCUUCAACCUGCUGGCCAACUUCACAUGCCAGGGUAGACCCGUGAGCUCGGUGCACGGCUGCGUGCAAAAUGGCGAGCUAUGCUCGGGCGCGGGCUCCUGCUCCAACAACUCGUGCCUGUGCAACAAGGGCUGGUGCGGCACCUUCUGCCAACGGCGGUGCAGCAACGACUCCCCCGCCACCCUGCCUAUCGUCCUUGGCAUUGCCAUACCGACGGUGGUGGUGAUCGUGAUCUUCGUGUGUGCGCUCCUGCUGACGUGUGCAAUCGCAUGGCGGAGGCGCGGCGAUCCGGACAAGGACUGGGAGAUCGACUACGACGAGCUCACCAUGGGGCCGCAGCUGGGCGUAGGCGGCUACGGCGAGGUCUACCGGGCCUUGUGGAAGGGCACCGAGGUCGCCGUCAAGGUCAUGCCCGCCGAUCGCAUCACCCGCGACAUGGAGAAGAGCUUCAAGGAAGAGGUGCGUGUGAUGACUUCGCUGAGGCAUCCCAAUGUGGUGCUGUUCAUGGCCGCCAGCACCAAGCCGCCCAAGAUGUGCAUCGUCAUGGAGUACAUGACGCUCGGUUCCCUCUACGACUUGCUGCACAACGAGCUGAUUUCGGAGCUUCCUUUCGAGCUGAAGGCCAAGAUGGCCUACCAGAGCGCCAAGGGCAUGCACUUCCUCCACUCCUCGGGCAUCGUGCACCGCGACCUAAAGUCGCUCAAUCUCUUGCUCGACGCCAAAUGGAAUGUCAAGGUUCAUUCCUCACACCUGGUGUCGCGCGUUGUCGAGUGGGUCACAGAGCUGCAUGCUGAUGUAUACGUGAGCGACUUCGGGCUGACGCAGUUCAAGGAGGACCUGAAGAAGGGUGGCGGGAACAAGGUCGUGGGGAGCAUUCACUGGAUGGCGCCGGAGAUCAUCAUCGAGGAAGACCAGCCCGACCUUGCUCUGGCCGACGUAUACAGCUUCGGGAUCGUCCUCUGGGAGCUGCUCACUCGUCUCCAGCCCUACGCCGGCAUGAGCCCGGCAGCAGUGGCGGUGGCGGUGAUUCGCGAUAAGAUGCGACCGUGGAUGCCGGAGAACACGCAACAGCUGUGCCCGGAGGAGUACGAGGACCUCAUCUACGCGUGCUGGCACGAGGAGCCGCACGCCCGCCCGAGCUUUCUCGAGGCCAUGACGCGCCUCAGCGCCAUGUUCGAGGGUACAGCCACCCCGCGGCGCGGUGGCCACAACGGCAGCCGCCACAGCGACCCGUCCUCUUCGCUGGCGGGCGCGGCAUCCGACCGUGCGUCGACAUUGCGACAAUUGUCGACAGCUGCAGCAGCUGCGCUUGUGGCGGGCGAUCGACCGCAAGCCCUGGAUUCGUCGUGGACCCUGCCGUCGGGUUCGGUCCGCUCCAUGUUCUCCGUCAACUCGUCGAUGCACUACUACCAUCAUCGUCACGACCACGACCACGGCAACUACGCUGAUCAUGAUCACGAUGGCCGCGACUCUGACUCGGAGCACAGCACCGUCGAUGGCGACGGCGAAAAGAGCGAAUGUGAAUACGAAAGCGAGAGCGAAAGCGACAGCCAAAAGAGCGAAGGCGGUCGGGAAGAACGAAGAAGUGCGAAGGGGGUAGCGGCGGCGAUGGCACAUCCGGCGCGAUCAGUGCCCCCUCCCGCAGGCGAUGUGACGAUCGUGUUCGCCGAUAUCGCGAGCGCGGCCUCGCUCUGGGAGUUCGACCCGGCCGGCAUGAAGCGCGCCACGCUCGCCUACAACCAGUUGCUGCGCUCGCAAUUGCGUCAGCACAGCGGGUACGAGGUCCUGUGCGCCUCGCCCGCCGUGGACCACCACCUUCGCGACGACGGCUACGGUGGCGGCGAUGCUGACGUGGCGCCAGCGAUGCCGACCCAUCACAGCACGGGCGAGGGCUCGUUCUGCAUGGCCUUCCAGCACACGCACGACGCGGUGGCCUGGUGCGUCGACGUGCAGGCCAGUAUGCUCGGCUCGGUCGAUUGGCCCGCGUCGCUCCUCCAACACCCGGCCGCUGCCGAGGAGCGCGACCCCACCGACAAUCGGGUGGUGUAUUGGGGGCCGCGAGUGCGGAUGGGCGUGCACGUGGGGCCAGUGCGCGGGACGAUGGACCCGCUGACGCGGCGCGUCGACUACGCGGGGCCGGUCGUGUCCGCCGCCGCGCGCAUCACCGCCCUCGCGCUCGGCGGCCACGUCGUGCUCAGCCAGGCGGCCCUCCACUCGCUCGACCAGAGCCACCAGUCCGCCGGCGGUGGAAUGCCAACCGUGGAAUGCCUCGGCUCCUUCGACAUUCCCGACAUUCCACUCGGCGUCAGAUUGUACGAAUUCCUGAUACCGGGGCUCGAGGGCCGUUUGACUCUGGACGGGGGCAGCGGGCGCGGCAAGUACAUCAACAGCGACGAUGACAGCAACGACGACCAGGAGAGCAAACCCAACCGCUCGAACGAGGCGCUCGAGAGCGGAGACGGCGAAGACGUAGGCGUGCAUGUCGACCGGCGCGGCCGGCGACGUCAUCACUACCACCGCAGCUCCCGCCGCCAUCGCCACCACCGUCACCACGGCCAGAUCAACUCUCGCCGACCCAGCGCCGCAGCCGUGUUGACAGGCGCCAUGGCCGCCGCGGCCGAUACAGUCGACGAGAACGGCGAGCUGGACGUGCUGACGUCAGCCAACGCGUGUCGGUGGAUCCUGUCGCCGGGGGACAUCACCGUGGGCGAGCCCCUGGGGCCGAUGGUCCACCGCGGCCGCUGGAAGGGGAUCGACGUCGUGGUCAAGCGGUUUGGCCACCACCCGCGCACCGUCCCCGAGCGCCAGCUCCUCGACUUCCGGGCCGAGGUCGCCCUCCUCUCCAACCUCCACCACCCCAACGUCAUCCUCUUCAUCGGCGCGUGUAUGCGGAAGAAUCUGUGCAUUGUGACAGAGUACGUGAAGCGCGGGAGCCUGCGCGACGUGCUCUCCGACGCGUCGGUCGCGCUCGGCUGGCCCCAGAAGCUGCGGCUUCUGCGCUCCGCUGCGCUCGGCGUGCACUAUCUCCACGGGCUGGAGCCCCACCCGAUCCUCCACCGCCACCUCACCUCCUCCACCCUGCUCGUCAUCGACGACGCCUGCACGGGCGUCAAGGUCUCCGGCUUCGGCUUCGCCCGGAUGAAGCUCGAGAGCCAGACCAUGACCGGCCGCUGCGGCUCGCCGUGCUGGACCGCGCCCGAGGUACUCAUGAGCCAGGGCCGACACAGAUCGGCGGGCGAUGGCGACAACGGCGACGGCGACAGCGAUGAGCGGCGGUACCACCACUACGACGAGAAGGCCGACGUGUACUCGUUCGGGGUGGUGAUGUGGGAGGUGCUGACGCGUCAGCAGCCAUUUGCCGGCCGGCCGUUCAUCGAGGUAGCGCUGGACGUCAUCGCCGGCCGCCGGCCGCCGCUGCCGCCCGCCGUGGCCGACAACAACCACCAGGGUGAUGAGGUGGUGCGCGGGUGCUUCCAGGAGCUGGUGGCGCGAUGCUGGCACGCCGAACCGGAGCAGCGGCCCACCAUGGAGCAGGUGGUCUGCACACUGGAUCGGCUCUUGACCAGCGUCCUCGACAACUCACUCGACCACGUCGUGUAA